GAUUUAAAAGAUUAUCCACUUACCAUUAAUAAACCCCAAGCGAGUUAAAGCCACUGGUAGCCCCAUCCAUCAUUAUCACACAAACAAAUCAUAGGUUUGACGGCUAAGAAACCAUUAAACCGAAUAAAUCCACUUCCUCCUUUUUUUUGCCCUGUGCAGUUUCACCACCGUCCUCUAUAUAGGAUAAGACCAAGCUUGUUUCCUCUCCGCACUCAACGCUACCCCCUUUAGCUUUGUUCCUCUUUCUUCAGAUGCCGCACCCCAUAUUCUUUUUCUCACCUUCCUCAUUUAAAGAAACAUAUUAUGCUUGUUCUCUACAAAAGCAUAUAGAGGAGCUACCGCAUCUUCAAAUAGGAUUCUCAGUAAUCAAGCAAUGGUUCGGCAGUCAUGUGUUUGAAAAGACAGAUAUAAAUAAAUAAAACCGUCUUUUCCAUUUUUCACUCAUUUCUACUCGUUUUUCUAGUCAUUUCUUUAAGCCUGUUAUAUAUAAUGAAUUUACACAACAAUACUAACAAGCAUUUCUUCCGUUCAAGCUUUCUCCUUCUCUUUAGCACCCCCCUUUUUUUUGUGCCAAUUUUAGUAUUUUCCUUCAUGACAUCUCCAAGCAUUGGUGGGGCCCAAGCUUUCAUGCAUAUAAACCCAGUCCCUCACCUCCCUUCCCAUAGGCAAACACCAUCAUCUUCUCCCUGACACAAUACAAACAAAACGCACAGCCAAUACUAGGCUAAGCUAGCAACUUGGGGUUCUUGUAUUCUCCAACCUCUUAAUAUCUCUUUAUCCUUUCCAUUUUCAUUUCCCUUUUAUCCACAACUACGCUUAGCAAGUCGUCAUGUGCAAUCCCAAGCAGCCAUCUUGUUCGAGUCCAACACAAACCCAUAAUCUCAUAACUUGCCACAAAGUCAUGGGUCCUCCCGAGGAUCAUCAUAAAGAUGAGCUUCACAGAUGGCCAACUCCUAAUGAGGUUGUAUCAGAAAUGAAAGCCAUAGGAAGGAUAUCAGGCCCAACGGCCAUAACUGGGUUGCUCAUGUACUCGAGAGCCAUGAUAUCUAUGCUUUUCCUGGGCUAUCUGGGCGAGAUGGAGCUUGCGGGAGGCUCUCUCUCUAUUGGCUUCGCCAACAUCACAGGCUACUCCGUGCUCUCUGGUUUAGCAAUGGGAAUGGAGCCCAUUUGUGGACAGGCUCACGGCGCUAAGCAAGGCAAGCUUCUUGGCCUCACCCUCCAGAGAACCGUCCUCCUCCUUCUCUCCACUUCCAUACCUAUCUCCUUCAUGUGGCUCAACAUGAAGACCAUCCUCUUAUGGUGUGGUCAAGACCAGGCCAUAUCCUCAAUCGCACAAACUUUCAUUUCUUUCUCCAUUCCUGACCUCUUCUUUCUUUCUCUUCUUCACCCUCUCCGUGUCUUUCUCAGAACUCAAAGCAUCACUUUGCCCUUAGCUUAUUGCUCAGCCAUCUCUGUUCUCCUCCAUGUCCCGUUAAAUUUCCUUCUGGUUGUUCACUUCAAGAUGGGUAUUGCUGGUGUGGCCAUAGCCAUGGUUUGGACCAACCUCAACCUCUUCCUCUUCCUCUGUUCCUUUGUCUACUUCUCCGAUGUAUGUAAGGACUCGUGGGUCCCUCUUAGCAUUGACUGUCUCAAGGGCUGGUCUUCUCUUCUUGCUCUUGCGAUUCCAACCUGCGUCUCUGUGUGCCUCGAGUGGUGGUGGUACGAGCUCAUGAUAAUGCUAUGCGGCCUUCUGGGUAAUCCCAAAGCCACCAUUGCAUCAAUGGGGAUUCUGAUUCAAACAACCUCACUCGUCUAUGUCUUCCCAUCAUCCUUAAGUCUUGGCGUUUCCACGAGAGUGGGGAACGAACUAGGCGCCAACCGCCCAGGAAAAGCGCGCAUUUCCAUGAUCGUCUCACUCUUCUGUGCCGUCGGCUUGGGCCUGGGGGCUAUGGGCUUCACCACCGUAAUGAGGCAUCAGUGGGGCAGAUUCUUCACCGGCGAUGAAGAAAUCCUCAAGCUAACGGCCAUCGCAUUGCCUAUCGCCGGCCUGUGUGAGCUCGGGAACUGCCCACAGACCACCGGGUGCGGGGUUCUGAGAGGCAGUGCUAGACCCAACAUCGGAGCCAACAUCAAUCUUGGUUCGUUUUACUUAGUGGGCAUGCCGGUGGCGAUGGUCCUAGGAUUCAUCGCAAAACUGGGUUUUGCUGGGCUCUGGCUAGGGUUGCUUGCUGCUCAAGCCUCGUGUGCUUGCCUCAUGCUGUUUGUUCUGUGCAGAACAGAUUGGAAUGUGCUGGCAGAAAGAGCGAGAGCGCUAACUUCAGCUGACGUUGCUUCUGCUAAUUCUGGUUCAUUACCCACAUUCAGAAAAACAGAGCGUAACAAGAAGGAUUCGCUUAAAGACAUAGUGAUCACUGAUCCAGCCUCUCUUGAAACAGAACCCCUCAUCAUACCCAUUACCCAUCCUUCCACAUAGAGUGACUUGAUUACUUUAGUUAAGCAUUGCUCUUUCACCCCAACGUCAUUCUAUUUCCACGGCUGGGAUUGAAAUGAGCUUAUUAAUUUAUUGGAUUGUACUGUAAAAUAUAAUUAUUUUCUUCUUCAUCUUGUCACCAUGAUCCUUCAAUUUAUUU
Neltuma alba is the source of this 2609-nucleotide messenger RNA. Its product is annotated as protein DETOXIFICATION 48-like. The record is from RefSeq and is a predicted model, not a curated record. The transcript is spliced from 2 exons. Gene Ontology annotation, cellular component: membrane. Gene Ontology annotation, molecular function: antiporter activity; xenobiotic transmembrane transporter activity. Lineage: Eukaryota; Viridiplantae; Streptophyta; Magnoliopsida; Fabales; Fabaceae. Gene Ontology annotation, biological process: xenobiotic detoxification by transmembrane export across the plasma membrane. The coding region runs from base 830 to 2452 and encodes 540 amino acids.